Athalia rosae (coleseed sawfly) is the source of this 1549-nucleotide messenger RNA. RefSeq names its product CCA tRNA nucleotidyltransferase 1, mitochondrial. The coding region runs from base 137 to 1528 and encodes 463 amino acids. The transcript is spliced from 2 exons. NCBI's taxonomy places the organism in Eukaryota, Metazoa, Arthropoda, Insecta, Hymenoptera, Athaliidae. Gene Ontology annotation, molecular function: RNA binding; nucleotidyltransferase activity. Gene Ontology annotation, biological process: RNA processing. The record is from RefSeq and is a predicted model, not a curated record.
AGGCUAGCGAAGUGCAUAGCUGGGGUUAGUUACGACGUUGACUGAAAAUUUUCAGUCAGCGGUUUCGAUCGUUUCGAUCAUAAAAUAACAUGAAAACUUCCACUGUGCUGAAAACUCUUCAAGUAUUGCUUGAGUCAUGUUGAUUACCUUUGUAUUUUCAAGACAACUCUGCCAGUUCUUCAAACGUUCACCGGCUCGUGUGGUACGAAGUUACUCUAUUGAUGAGUGGAGAAAAUUAAGAAUGGAUGGUGAACAGGACCUUGUAUCGCGGCCAGAACCUGCUAUUAUGAAACUGGACACACCCGAGUUUCAUUCAAUUUUUACUCCAGAAUUGAAUACGCUAUCAACACUAUUUAAAAAAUAUAAUUAUGAGAUCAGAAUUGCUGGUGGGGCAGUUAGGGAUAUUCUAAUGGGGAUCCAGCCAAAAGAUCUGGAUUUUGCAACCACUGCCACCCCAGAUGAAAUGAAAGAAAUGUUCACAAAAGAAGAGGUCAGGAUGAUCAACAUGAAAGGAGAGAAACAUGGGACUAUUACACCCAGGAUAAACGACGCGGAAAAUUUUGAAAUCACCACACUUAGGAUUGAUGUUCUCACCAACGGGAGACAUGCUGAAGUAGAAUUCACCAGGGACUGGAAACUCGAUGCCAAUAGAAGAGAUCUUACUGUCAAUUCAAUGUUUCUUGGGCUAGAUGGAACCGUUUACGAUUAUUUCUAUGGUUACGAAGAUCUCAAGAAAAGAAAAAUUGCAUUUGUAGGUAACCCAGAAGUGAGAAUUCAGGAAGAUUAUCUUAGAAUACUCAGAUACUUUAGAUUUUAUGGAAGAAUAGCUGAGCAACCAGAAUCCCAUGAACCAGCCACACUUAAAGCCAUAGCUAAACAUGUUAACGGAUUGGAAAGAGUUGCUGGUGAAAGAAUAUGGAAGGAGUGGCAAAAGAUUAUGGAGGGAAAAUUCGCUGGUGAAUUAUUGAAGACUAUGAUCAACUGCGAAUUAGGCACCUACAUUGGACUGCCCAAAAACCCAGACAUCGAAGCUUUUGACAAAGUUUAUCAGAGAGCAUUAGAUAAAGGAAUACAUUUACAUCCAAUUACUCUGAUCACAGCAUUGCUGAAAGAUGAAGAACAGGUCAUGAAACUUCACGGCAGAUUGAAGCUGUCUGCAUUUGAGAGAGAUGUUGCACUUUUUAUUGUUCGACACAGGGAAGAUAAACCAUGUGAAAAACCUUUGAAACCUUACCAACAUCUAGUUUUAAUGCCUAAAGGAAAAGUUUACGGAACCAAGGAAUUCGUUUGCGAACUUCUCAGAUAUAAAGGGAACCUCGAAUUACUUGAGGAAUUCUCUAAAUGGCAACCUCCCAGAUUUCCUGUAAACGGAGACAUGCUCAAGCAGCAUGUUAAAGAAGGAAAACUAAUGGGUAAAGUUUUGUACAAGUUAAAAGAAGAGUGGCUCAAUUCAGAUUUCGAGCUCAGUGCUGAAGAUCUUCUGAAACGUGUACCCCAUAUUCUUGGGGAACUGACAGAUCCGCUUUAAUAAAUAUACGUUCAUAACAUG